GCUCCUGAAAUAAAGGGUAAACCACCUAGAUUUCUUCAAAAUCCCAAACCUCAAACUAUCUCUGAAGGGAAUAGAUUAGUUAUUGAAUGUAAGGUUACUGGAGAGCCAAUGCCUGAUUUGUCAUGGUCUCACAAUAAUAAAUGCAUUGACGAAAGAAAUGACAUUAAAAUCGAAUAUGAUCGUAAAGUUGGUUUAUGUAGAGUUGUAAUUGAAAAGGCUUUCAUUGAGGAUGCUGGCAAUUAUCGCUGCAUUGCUAGAAAUCAAGCUGGUCAAGCUCAAACAUCUGUUAAGAUCGUUCUACAGGCCAGGCCUUCUCAAUCGCCUGUACAAGUUACCCAAGUCAGACGCUCUCCUGUUAGAAGAUCACCAGCUAAAUCGCCUAAAACCAUUGUUGAACGAAGACAUUCUAAAGAAAGAGUAAUCAAGGAAGAAGGUGUUACAGAAACCAAUGAGAUUGAACAAGUGAAAUUGAUUAAGCAUGUUGUUAAAGAAUCAGAAAAGCGUGAACCUCCAAAAUUUUUGCAACCAAUACAACCCCAAGUAGUUAAGGAAGAAAACAGUUGUAGUUUUUCUGCGCAGGUUAAGGGUAUUCCUACUCCGACAGUAACUUGGUUGAAAGAAAAGUCCGAAAUUGAACCAUCUGAAAAAUACAAGAUAAUUAGCGAAGACGAAACUCACAGCCUGACUGUUCUUAAUUGCUCUGAAGAAGAUGUAGCAACAUACUCUUGCAGAGCAGCUAAUCCUGCUGGAAAAGCAACUUGUACAGCAAAUAUUGUUGUUAUACCCCCUUUGCCUGAAAGUGAAGAUUGCCCACCCAUUUUUACGGAAAUGCUUAAACCAACUAGGGCCUUGGAUGGUCAAAGAGUUCAGUUUAGAGCAAUAAUUACAGGGCAUCCAAUGCCCGAUAUAAGAUGGUUUCAUUUGGAUGAUGAAAUUUCCGAUUCGGAAGAUUUUAUUUUCCAAUAUGACAAGGUUACAGGAGAAUGUAUCCUUACUAUUCCAGAGGCUCUUGAGGCAGACUCUGGAAAGUACACUAUUUUAGCAGAAAAUUCAAUAGGAAGAACGAUGUGUUCUACUAGUUUGAGAGUGCUUAAUUCUCCCCAAGAGGAAAGUGAGCCUAUCCAAACAGAUAUAAGAGAAAUAGAGCAGCCAACGUCAAUGACUGUUCAAAAUUCAACGGAUUUUCCAGAAGAAUCAAAGACCAUAUUCUAUAGUUCUACAAAUCAAAAAUCAAGUGAAAUAGUUGAAACUACGUCUGACACAAAAAAUCCUGCAAGCGAAAUUCAAAGCACAACUGAGACAGUAGUAACGGAAAACCAAAAUGUUUCCUCAGAAACUACUCAAGCAACUUUCAGCAUUUCACAGCAAGCAAAUACUGCUGAAAUCUCUGAAACUAGUUCUAUUCCGUGUCUAGAUGAAGGUGAACCUAUGCAAGUUGAAAGUAAAGAUGAUAUUACUUUCGAAGAAACUGCAGAUGCCUCCAUUGCAUCUUUCAAGGUUGACGAACAGGCAACUGAAAUUCAAAUAAAUUUAGAAAAUACAACAAACGCGGAAGAAAAGCCAACAAAUCUUUCCGAACCGCAGUCAGUUGAAGAAGAAACCGUUCUUACGGUUAAUGUUAGUGAUAUUCAGCUAGUUAAAAGCGAUGAGCAACAGGUAGACUCUCCUGUUGAAUCAGAUAAGCCAUUAGAAAAAGACGAUUUUGUUACUGCUCAAGUUCUAAUAGAAAACGAAAAUCAAAAAUUGUCUCAAUCAGACAAAACUGAUAUAGUGUCUUCUGUUCUAGAGAACAAUCUAGAAAAUCCAUUAGAAACCACUGAAGCAACUUUGAAAAUAGUAAAGCAAGAGCAAACGACCGAUGCUGAUAUUGAUGAAAACGUUGCACAUGCAGACACUAGUCAAGAAACUUUGAGAGUCGGAGAAGCAAAGGCAACAGUUUCACAAGAAUUUACUACAGAGAUAGGUGAUAAUGAGCUGGAUUUUUCAGAAACUGUUACAUUUGAUGUAACAGAAGCAUUGGACGAUACAAGUACAAUAAUGUCAGAUCAAACUGAUACUACUGUUAUUGAACAAGAUAUAGGAGAACCGGCAGAAUUUAUCACUCCUCUGUCACCUCUUAUUGUUCCAAUCGGAGAUACCUGUGCAUUUGUGGCCACAUUAGAAGGAUCACCCACUCCAAACGUCACAUGGUAUAGGAACAAUGAACCUGUCACAAUAAGUGAAAGGAUAACAACAUUUUUUAAUAAUGAAACCAAAGAAGCCAUUUUAACUGUAGAAGAUUGCUGCGAAAGCGAUACUGCAGAUUUUUGCUGCGUUGGAGAAAAUAAAUAUGGAAGGGCUCAGAGUAGGGCAAAUCUUGUUGUAAUUCAACGGGAUCAAAGUGAUAAUGGACAUCAGGAGACAAUAUUGAUUGAAAAACCAAGUUUAAAAAGCGAAAAGUCAAUUAUAAAGGAAAAUAUAGUGGAAAAUGUUAAAUUCAACAUUGAUUUAACCACUAAAAAUGCUGAAUCAGAAUCAAUCCAACCAAAGCAAGAAAUUGAAGAAAAAAGUUCUGUGUGCGAAGAAACUUUCGAAAUGCAACUUGGUCCUAAUAUCCCGAAAGAUAUACCUGUUUUUACAUUGGGUCAGCCGAUUUCGUUUGAUUUUAGUAAUUCUAAAGAUGCUGAAAUUACAGUCACUGAAAAGACUGUUUCUGUUAAGAAGGAACAGGUUACUGUAAUUGGAGAAGAAGAAACAAGGAUUACUGAAUCUUCACCUCACUUUUCGAGACCUCUUCCGGCAGAAAUUAGAAUUCCAGAAGGUCAAGAUGCUAAUAUGGAAACUUUCUAUACUGCCGAGCCUAAUCCGAAAAUAACUUGGUUCAUAAACGGAGUAGAAAGCCAACCUACUAACCGAAUUCUUCAUGUCCAAGAAAAACAAAGAGCCUGUCUUAGUAUUUUGAAAGUCACCUUACAGGACUCUGGAGUAUAUCUCUGUAAAGCUAUUAAUUCUCUUGGCGAAGCAAGCUGUAGAACAAAAUUAGUUGUAAUUCCUCGAGACAAAACCAAAUCUGGUGAUGAAGGAAAAGCUGUAACAACCAGUGAAGAAACAUUUAGUGUUUCUGAACCAACAACGUCAAAGGCAGCUAUGAAAGAGACUGAUAGGCCAACGUCUUUAGCACUGGAGCACCCGGGGGUUAUGUCAGAGCCAUGCGCAGUCAUUAGCCAAAAAAGUGUCGCACCUCUAGAAUUGAAGUCUACUGAUCAUGCUCCAAAAUUUAUUUUACCUUUGGAAGAUGUAGCUACAGAGGAUGGCUCAAAAAUUUAUCUUUCAACUAAAUACAUCGGAAGUCCACGACCCAAUAUAACUUGGUUCUUUAAUAAACAGCCUAUUCGAGAAAAUCAAGAUUUUAAAGUGAAUACUUAUCCCGAUCAAAGUCGCUCUGAUCUAAUUAUUGAAGAAGUCUAUCCGGAAGACGAUGGAGAGUAUUCUGUUCUUGCUGAGAAUCCUCUUGGAUCGGACUAUACAGUUUGUCACUUGCAUGUUACCUUUCCUAGUUCAAGUGAUGAGGAUACUCAAGAACAAACAAUCAGAACUACUCAAACUAUUCAGAUGGAACAAGUGAGUGAGGUACCGGAUUCUCAACACUCAGAAACUAUAAAUAUUUUGCACAAACAAAAGCAAACUGUAUCGCAAACAACUCAAGUUGUUAUCCAUCAAGAACCUCAACUUCGAUCUGAGAAAUUGACAGUUGAAGUUCCAGGUACAACACAGCAAAGUGAAAUAAUCUUAGCACCACGGGCGAGACCUCUGCAAACUCAACAAACGUUUUCACAGACUCAUUCUGUAUUAGUACAGAAUAAACAACCACAAGUUUAUUCUCAGUCUUUUGCUGUUGAAUCUAAACAAGAGCCAACAACUCAAAGAGCUCAAAUGAAUGUAUCGCAAAGAAGUAUUUUAAAGGGUAUGAAAAUGGAAGUUGAGAUCGAAGAUAAAUCUCAAGUAUCUACUAUAGAGAUACAAAGACAACAAGAAAUUCUUCAAAAGCAACAACUUGAGAUGAAAUUAGCAGGGAAACCACCUAAAUUCAUUCAUGAACUCUAUGAUAUGACAGUUAUGGAUGGAGAGGAGGCAAAACUGACUUGUAAAGUAACUGGAUGGCCAGCACCGGACGUUGUUUGGUAUAAAUCAGGCCAGAGGGUUACCGAUACCCCCGAUUUCAAACUGCAUUAUGCAAGGGAAAGUGGAGAUUGUAUUCUUCAUAUUCUGGAAGUUUUCCCUCAAGAUUCUGCAGAAUAUCGCUGUGUAGCCGUAAACCCAUAUGGAAAAGAUGUUACUAACUGCACCUUAACUGUUGAAGUUUUUGAAUAUAUUCAAGAUAGUGAAGAGGCAACAGCUUCGCAAAGCGAAAUAUCCCCAGAAGAGCGUCUAAGAAUGUCUGACUCUGACACAGAGUUUUUCGAAAGAGCUCAGACUUUCAUUGCUAAUAUGCAAAAAAUGAGAGAAGAGAUAACUUUGGAAAUAGAAGAAAAACCGAAGGGUGAAGAAAUUGAAGAAGAAGUUGUGACUCUUGCCAAAGUUCAAUGGGCAAGGCGUCAAGAAGCUCUCAUUGCCCAAUUAAAACCAGAAUUUGAUCAAAAUGUUGAGACUGAGGAAAGUUGGAUGACUGAAGAGGGAAAGACAACCGAAUUUACUGGAUAUGAUUUAUCAAAGUCUAAAAAAUCAAUCUUAUCUCAAAGAGUUGGAUAUCAAACUGGACCACAAAUCGAAGAAUGUGGGCCAGAAGGUGCUUUACCAGAAUCUUAUCAAUCGGAAGAGCGUAUGGAAGAUGAGCUUUCGAUUUCGCGUAAAGAAGAACCCAAAGAGAGUAGAAGUUUAACUCAAUCGGCUCUUCUUUCUGAAGAAGAAUUCACGGAAGGUGUUCACGUUGUUCCAGAAGAAACCAAACAGAGAGACACGUCUCCAGUUGAAAUGCAGUUAUCUAAUAAAGAACUAAGAACUACCACUUUAGCAGGAUCUGUUAAAGAAGAGUUACCAUUGGAUCAACUCGAAGAAGGCGUGAUAAUUCAACACGAAAGACCCUCUGAAAGUGAUAUUGAAAAAGUCUAUGAGACUAAAACAGUUUAUGAUAAAACUCAAACUCAAACAAUUCUCCAAAAAUCUCAAAUUGAUACUGAAGAUUUUCAAGAUGCUGUCGAUGUGCCUCUAGAAGAAACGGAAGAAAGGUCUGUAUCUCCAGUUCAAAUGUCGAUACCAGAGAAGAAAGGACAGUCAGAAACUCUCACCGUAGUAUCUAAAGAAGAACUUGUUACGGAUACCUUCGUUGAAGGCAUUCAGGUAGAAGAGCAGAGAACUACUGAGAGAGAGAUUUCUCCAACUACUUUGACAAAGCAUGGACUAGAGGAGAAGAGACCUACUAGAACAGAAGUAGUUGAAGAAAAUGUAGAUGAAGAUGAGUUCCACGAUGCGGUUGAAAUUCAACCGGAACAGCCUACAAAGAAAGAUAUUGAAAUUGAUUUAGAUGUUUCUGAAAUCAAGGAUAAGCCUGUUACUCAGACAGAAAUUAAGAAAGAGGUUCAAGAAAUUGACGAAUUCAGAGAAACGGCCGACUUAGAACACGACAAAAUGCAAGAAGAUGUUGUAACUGCUAUUGAUUUACAGAAAACAGUAGUGGAGGGCAAAAAAAUGACUCAAACAGCAAUCCUUCAACAAAAUCUGCGGGAGGAUACCUUUGAAGAAGGCAUUCAAGUCGUACCUGAGCAACCCACAGAAGAAGAAACGAAAUUGAAACUAGAGCAACCAGAAAUAGAACAUGAAAAAGAAAGCAGGAUUUUACCUGUCGAAGAAAAAACUAUAACUGAUUCUUUCACUGAUGUAGAAGAAGUUCCAACAGAGGGGGCCUCCGAACAACAGAUAUCUGUUGAACUCGAAAAAUCUGAAGUUACUAAAACCAUAGAAACUAAAACUGAAGCAGUUUCGGAAAACGUUACUGUUGAACUCUACGAAGACCACACAGAUUUAGUUCCUGAAAAAUCAACAGAAGAUGAAAUUAAGCUUGAACUUUCUGUUAGCGAACUGAAUGUUAAACGAGAGACCAGAGUCGGAACUCAAGAGGAAAAACUCCAAACAGAAGAACUUCAAGAAGGAGUAGAAGUUACUCCAGAAAAGACAACAGAAGAUCAAAUUGAUAUUGAAUAUUCAACUACCCAGGAUAUUCCUAAGCAAGAAACUUUAGUGCAAGUAGUUAAAGAAGAACAAAAAUCAGAUACAAUAGAAAUUACUGAUGAAGUUCCUCAGGAACAAACUCAACAAGAUGAAAUAAUUGUCGAAUUGGAUACAUCUGAAAAACAACCGAAAUUGGAAACUCUUGUUCAGUCUGUAAAAGAAGAACUACGACCUGAUACAAUUGAUGAAACAGCUGAAAUAUCUCAAGAUAUUUCUAAAGAGGAAGAAGUUGUACUGGAAUUAUCUGAUUCGAGUAAGAGAGAAAAGGAGGAAAGUCUUGUUGUAGUUCAGAAAGAAAUUACAAAUCCUGAUGUUAUACAGGAGACUGUUGAUAUUUCUGAAGAAAAAAUGAAUGAAGAUGAAAUUAUCGACAAUUUUGUUAAAUCUGAACUUGAGCAGAAAAAAGUGUCUCGAGUUUUGAAAACUGAAGAACAUCAUCCAGAACAAUCAAUUGAAGAGACUAUGGAAGAAGCUUCUGAGCAGACAACUCCUCAAGAAAUUAAAGUGGAAUUGUCUGAAACCGAAGCAAAAACGAAAUUAGAAGUUAUGGUAUCUCAGCAGAAAGAGAACUUCCCUGCAGACACUAUUCAAGAACACGGACAGAUUGAAACUGAAGAAACGUCAGUUGAUGUCAUUCCGAAAUCUGAAAUGGAAGAUAAAUCAUCUGAUAAACCAACAUUAAUGUCCGGGACUAUGAAAACAACAAUGGUUUUGCAAGCUUAUGAGUCUACCGAAGAUCUUGCAGCUGAGCAAACCAAAGAGCAAGAUGUAGUUGUUAGAUUGUCAACAACGGAGGAGGUUAGAGAAACUGAGCACAGCCGAACUCUUGUACAAAAAACUGAAGAACAAGAGCUAGAAACUGGAAAUAUUAAUGAAACAAACACAGAUAUAACAAGUGAAAGUCAAAUACCAGUCGAAACUGUUACUGCAGAUACAUCGCAUAAGGAAACCAGUAGAAGUAUCCAACAGAACGAGAGCUUACCAAUCGAAGAGCUUAGUAGUAUUAAUGAAGAACAGUUUGAUGAGACAACAGAAGAGCAAAUAAUAGUUAACCUAAGCAAACAUAAAUCUGACAUUUUGCCUAGCCAAGUUGCUCCUGUCGUCGAACAAAUAGCGACAGAGAAAGAGGAUGAAAUUACCAGAGAUGUGUCUGUUGAAAAGACUAAAGAGGAAGAAAUUAAGGUAAACUUGGAGCAACAUGAAAUAAAGCAAAAAGAAAUUUCCCUUACUGCAAUGCUGGAAAAAGAACAAACUGUAGGUGAAGUUGAUAAAUUGUCAGAUACAGUUGACGAAGAGAGACCAGUGGAAGAAGAAAUUACGGUCGACCUAGAAGCAGCGGGAGUUAGAGAUAAAGAAAGAGCACUCACCAGCAUGGUUGAGGAGAGACACUCGGAAGAAGAAACCGAAGUAACAAAAGAAGAUUUGAAGGAACCUGGUGCAAAUGAAGAAGAAAUUCAAGUCAUACUGGAUACAUCAGAAAUUAAAGCAAAACCAGAGACUUUAACUAGGCAGCUUGAAGAAAGAUUAUCUCCUGAGGGGAUUGAAUCCGUUGUGGAGGAGCCCAAAGAGACUUCAGAUAUUUUUGACGUUAAAGUCGACUUAUCAGCAGUGGACGAGAAAGUUAGAGCUCAGACUAGGGUCGGAACCGUUGAAGAAAGCAUUAAAGUUGACAUUUCCGAAGAACUUAAUUUGAAGGAAAUCAAUCGGGAACAACCUGAGGGUACAGAUGUUCCCAAAGAAACAGAUUUAGCAACGAAAAGUUCACCAAAUCCAACUUUGACAAAGGAACUUUUGUCAAAUCUAACUAUCGAUGCUACAGCAGCUGGUCCUGAAGAAUACGACGAAGAAGUAUCCAGAAUAAAUGAAAUUCCCAAAGAAACUGUUACAGCAGAUUCUUACUUACCUCAACAUUCUCGUGUUGAUCAAGUUCAUGAAGGAGAACUACCUCAACAGGCAGCUCAGGAAUUCUCAGACGCGCUAAAAGAAGUUAGAAUGAUCCCCGGAAUUCAUCUACCUGAUUUUGAACCAUCUGUCGUUGAAAGAUACAGAUUUGAAACUAGAGUUAAAUCUCGAAGUCCAAGUCAAGACUCGGAAGUAAUUAGUGAAACAGGUGAAUCGAAAACCGCUAUUAAAGAAACUGUAAUUGAAACUUCUACAAAGAAAGUUGAAAUUGUUGAAAAAGUAACUGAAGAAGUUGCAAUGAAAAUUAACCAGGAUGAAUCAAGAGCACCAACUGUUGAGUGCAAUCUGCACGAUAUAACAGUUUCUGACGGUGAAAAAGUUAUAUUUGAAUGCGUUGUGAACGGAAAUCCUGUUCCAGAGAUAACUUGGUUUGUUGAAAAUCAAGAAAUUAAACCGUCUAUGGAUUUUAUUAUUGCCUACGAAAGAGGUAUUGCUACACUGAAAAUUAUAGAUGUUCUUACUGAAGACGAAGGAGAAUAUACUAUUAGAGCUAAAAACUCUGUAGGUGAAGCUAGUAGUUCCGCAUACCUAACAGUUCUACCACCAUCAAAUUCUGAAUCGGAACCCGAGUCACCUCUCUACAAAACUGAAGUUACAAAAACCCUUAAAGCUGAAAACGUCGAAGAAGAAAGUUCUAAAGUAGAACUUGAUCUAUCAAUCCGAAAACGUACAAGAAGGCAUAGCCAAGAGCCUACUGCUCCCAAAUUUAUCACUAAGUUGGAUAACAAAGAAAUUUUUGAGAGUUUACCAAUUACACUUAUUUGCGAAGUGAACGCAAAUCCGGAGGCAGAAAUACAAUGGUUUAAGAAUGAAGUUUUAAUUGAAUGCAAUGAACGCUAUCUUAUUGAAUCUGAUGGUGGUUUAUGCGUAUUAAGAAUUGAAAGAUGCGAUUUAGACGAUGAAGGAGAAUAUAAGUGUGUGGCGAAGAAUGAAUUAGGUUCAGAUAAUACUUAUUGCGAAUUACUCGUGGAAAGAGAACUUGAAGAAAAGGAAGAGAAAAGAUCAGAAGCUUCAUUAACUAAAUCUAACGAGAGUGAUAAGAAACCAAAAAUCAUAAAGAGUUUAAGAAAUACGGAAUGCAGAAUUGGAGAAUCAGUAGCCUUAAAGCUUAGAGUACUCUCGAAAUAUCCAACUCAAGUAAAAUGGUAUCUUGAUAAUGACUUAUUGCAUGCCGAUGAGGACUUUAACUACAAAUUAUUAGAAGAUAAAAAAGGUUCUUUUAUUCUGAGAUAUAAGCACGUUGAAAAGUGCGAUCUAGGUUUAUAUAAGGCUGUAGUGAAAAACAAAUACGGAUUUGUUGAGAGUACAGGAUAUUUGAAACAAAAAGAAUAUGUAGCUGGUUAUGGGCUAUUACCUGAUGAUGCUUAUCUAGGAUUAGAAACUAUUGAGGAGCGGGUCGCUGUUAGCGCUUUAAAGCCUGAAACAGAGAAAAAACCUAUUGAACAAAUAGAAACAAAACUAGAGGAUAUCGCAUCUAAACAGCCCAGCACAUCACAAAUUCUGUUAGAUGCUCAAGAGGGCAAGGAUCAGGAAAGAAGCCAUUCUGAUGAACAAAAACUUAAAUUAUCAUCAGAAAAACACGGAAGUGUUACGAUAGAAUCAGAAGCUUUCCUUCGUGGAAGUGAGGCUGACAAUCUUGUCACUCAAACUAGUAGUUCAAAGACAAUAAAAAUGUUUGUUAAAGAUCAAAACAUGGAAAUGAACCUCGAAGGAGCAGAUACCUCUGAGAGUGUUACUGAAUUUGUUUCCACAGCCGAGUCCUACCAGGAGAGUCAAAUGACUGAAGCCGAAAGGGCAAAUAAAAAACUUAUUCAUGCACACCCAGAAACAUCUGAAGUUGAUGUAGAGAGUAUAGAAGAAACAAAAAUUGAUGCACCUCUUUCAGAAGCUGAAAAAGGUGAACAACCUCAACUUGAUGUAGGAUCUUCUAAACGUAUAACUGUUACAAUGAAAACUAUUACACAAAAGUAUGAACUUAGUAUUGAUGAUACUAAAGAUAUGUCCCCCGAGAAGGAGAGUGAUAAACCAGAAAUCGGCGAAAUUCAAACGGAUUUGGAAAAAACUGUUAAAAAAGUUACAGAAUCUCAAGCCGGAAUUGAAAAAGCAGAACUAUUACUUGACACAACAGAAAAAGAUAUAGAAAUUCCUGCUAAAGACACCUUAGUUCAAACAUUUGAUAAUCAAGAUAUAACGCUUGAACUAGGCGAGCAAACAGCAUCAACAUUAAUAAGUGAAGAUAUUCAAACUCAAACGAGAAAGUCUCAGGUUGUACCACAAGAGCAAUCUAUGUCCGAUAUUCAAAUUACCGGUGUAAUUGAAGGCAUAACUGAAGGCACAUCUGAACCUUGGAAGUAUAGCACUAUUGAAAAAGAUGCUCCUCUUGUUGAACAAACUGCUGCCCAAGGAAAAUUAGUCUCUUCCAAAUUAGCAGAUGUCCAAAUAGCAUUUUCAACGGAAGUUGCACACCCAUCUUUGAAGCAAACAUCUUUGGUAGCAGAGCAGAUUGCCAGUGUAUCUUCAGAAACAAAUGAAGGCGAGUUAACAGAAAGAAGUGAAGACAAAGCAGUUGUUGAGUCUAUAGAAACAACUUUCACCACUGAUCGUUUAAUUAAAGAUAAAGAGCAAUCAUUAAUUGAGAUUCAGCAAACCAAAUUAUCUCAAGAAUCAUAUGAACAAGGCGUUCACGUAUACGAAGAGGAACCAGAUAUUACAGACGUUGAAGUAGCUACACUAACAGCUGCUUCGCAAGACAAAAAAUUGACAAAAUCAGAUGAAAUAUCUGAAGAAGUACAAGUUGAAUUAACGGACAAACAAAAAUCCCUUCCUGAAAGUGAAGUUGUUAAAUCAACAGAUACAGAUAAAGAAAAACUGGAAGCAGUCAGUAUCGUACCCAAAGAAGAAACCAAAGUUCUAUCUAAAAAAAGUGAGGUUGUCGUAGAAACUAUAUCAAAAUCCGAUUCGAUAGAACUUUCUGAAGUAGCCCAAGAAGAAGUUAUUGAAUCAGAAGUUACAGAAGCUAAAAUUGCAACGAAAAGGCCUACAAAGGCUGCAGAACAAAUAUCUGAUAUCAAUCUAGAGAUAACAGACAAAAGUAAAUCUCUAGAAUCUACAGACGAAGCUAAUCAAAUUGUAGUCUCAAGCGAAACAACAAAUGUUAAAAUAGAAAAACCAAAGCCCACGCAAGCAGAAACAACUUUUGAGCAACAAAAAAUAGAGAAUACGGAUAAAAGUGCUUCAAUUGAAGUAACUGAACAAGCAGUUGAAUCCAGCGAAGAUGCUCAAGUUAUUCAAAAACAAUCCAGUCAAAUUACAGAAACUAAUAUUUCUUUAAUUAAGACUGAGAUGAAUAUUGAAUCAACCGAUGCAGAAUUACAAGCUAAACCGUCCGAAAGAGCAGAUGAAAGCGAAAUCACUUUAGAUAUUGGUCAAGCAAAAUCUGACACGCCAGUAGAAACAUCAACUGCGACUCUUCAAACAAAGAUAAUUACAGAAUCGACAUCUGUCGAACCCGAAAUGAAACCAACAGAAACUGCUGAGCAAAGUGAAAUCACGUUAGAAAUUGCUCAAGCUAAAACUGAUAAAAAAAUUGAGACAACCACAGCUACACUGGUCACAAAAAUGAUGACAGAGUCAACUGAUGCUGAAAUGGUUAUUAAGCCAUCAGAAACUGCCGAACAAAGUGAGAUUACAAUUGACAUUGCAGAGGCUAAAGCAGAUAAACCAAUCGAAACAACCACUGGAACAUUUGUUACCGAAUUAAAAACGGAAUCUACUGAUACUGAAAUGGUCAUUAAACCAUCCGAAACAGCCGAACAAUCUGAGACAACUGUAGAUAUCUCAACAGCCCAAACAGAUAAACCUAUUGAAACAACCACUGGAACAUUUGUAACAGAAUUGAAAACUGAAUCUACUGAUACUGAAAUGGUUAUUAAGCCAUCAGAAACUGCCGAACAAAGUGAGAUUACAAUUGAUAUUGCAGAGGCUAAAGCAGAUAAACCAGUAGAAACAACCACUGGAACAUUUGUAACUGAAUUGAAAACUGAAUCUACUGAAGCUGAAAUGGUUAUUAAACCAUCCGAAACAGCCGAACAAUCUGAAACAACUGUAAAUAUUUCUACAGCUCAGACAGAUAAACCAGUAGAAACAACCACUGGAACAUUUGUAACAGAAUUGAAAACUGAAUCUACUGAUACUGAAAUGGUCAUUAAACCAUCCGAAACAGCCGAACAAUCUGAAACAACUGUAGAUAUUUCUACAGCUCAGACAGAUAAACCAGUGGAAACAACCACUGGAACAUUUGUCACUGAAUUGAAAACUGAAUCUACUGAAGCUGAAAUGGUUAUUAAACCGUCAGAAACAGCUGAACAAAGUGAGAUUAUGAUGGAAAUCGGUAAAGUUAAAACUGAUAAGAAAAUUGAGACGUCAACUGCAACGCUUGUUACUAAACUGACAACAGAAUCAACUGACACUGAGCUACAAGCCAAACCUACAGAACAAGCGGAACAAACGGAAAUUAUUCUUGAUAUAGGUGAAGCAAAAUCUGAUAAACCAGUUGAGGCAUCUACUGCUUUGUUAGUAACUAAGAUAACAACAGAAUCAACCGAUUCGGAACUGCAGACUAAACCCUCAGAAAAAGCUGAGCAAAGCGAAAUAAUAGUAGAAGUUGACAAGGCCAUAGCUGAUCAGAAAAUUGAAACCUCAACAGCUACUUUAAUAGGCAAAAUGAUAACAGAAUCAGCUGAUUCAGAAAUUCUGAUAAAAUCUUCGGAAAUAGCUGAAGAGUCUAAUGUCGUAGUUGAGACUGCAAAAUCUCAUUCAGAUAAACCAGUUGAAACGACAACGGCCACUCUUAUAUCAGAUUUAAAAACGGAAUCAACCGAUGCAGAUUUACAAAAAAAUCCGUCAGAGAUAGCUGAACAAAGCGAAAUCACACUUAACAUUGCAAAAGCUAGAUCCGACAAACCGGUUGAGACAACGACCGGAACAUUUAUCACAGAAAUGAGAACCGAAUCCACUGAAGCUGAAAUGACUAUUACGUCAUCAGAAACUGCUGAAGAAAGUGAAAUUACUUUGGACAUUGGUAAAGCUAAAACCGAUAAGAAAAUUGAGACAACCACAGCUACGCUUGUCACAAAAAUGUCCACAGAAUCUACUGACACAGAAAUGGUUAUUAAACCGUCGGAAACAGCGGAACAAUCUGAAACAACUGUAGAUAUUUCUACAGCUCAGACAGAUAAACCAGUAGAAACAACCACUGGAACAUUUGUCACUGAAUUGAAAACUGAAUCUACUGAAGCUGAAAUGGUUAUUAAACCAUCCGAAACAGCCGAACAAUCUGAAACAACUGUAGAUAUUUCUACAGCUCAGACAGAUAAACCAGUAGAAACAACCACUGGAACAUUUGUAACAGAAUUGAAAACUGAAUCUACUGAUACUGAAAUGGUUAUUAAACCAUCCGAAACAGCCGAACAAUCUGAGACAACUGUAGAUAUCUCAACAGCCCAAACAGAUAAACCUAUUGAAACAACCACUGGAACAUUUGUCACUGAAUUGAAAACUGAAUCUACUGAAGCUGAAAUGGUUAUUAAACCAUCUGAAACAGCCGAACAAUCUGAAACAACUGUAGAUAUUUCUACAGCUCAGACAGAUAAACCAGUGGAAACAACCACUGGAACAUUUGUCACUGAAUUGAAAACUGAAUCUACUGAUACUGAAAUGAUUAUUAAACCGUCAGAAACAGCUGAACAAAGUGAGAUUAUGAUGGAAAUCGGUAAGGCUAAAACUGAUAGAAAAAUUGAGACAACUACAGCUACUCUUGUUGCUGAAUUAACAACUGAAUCUGCUGAACCAAAGGAUGAAGCAAAAGAACUGGAAAUGGCCAAGGAAAGUGAAAUUAAACAAGAAAUUUCGAAAGCAAAAGCAGAACAGCCUGUGGAGUCAACAAGCAUUUUAGAAACAAAAGCAAUAACAGAAAUGGCUGAUACCGAAUUUGUUGUAAAGAAAGUAGAAACAGCAGAUGAAAGUGAAAUUUAUCAAAGUACAGAAAAAGCCAAUCAGGGAGAGGUGGUCGAAUCAACUACAUCUAUGAUAGUUACUAAAAUGGAAUUAGAGUCAACAGAUUCUGGAAUGGCCAUUAAGCCAUCAGAAAAGGCGGAAGAAACAGAAGUGUCAUUCAAUGUUGAGCAUGCUACAUCAGACAAACCUAUUGAAACGAUUGCGACAACUCAAGUCACUGAAUUGAAAACCGAAUCUGCUGAUGCAGAAUUAAAAAUAAAGCAGUCUGAGACUGCCGAAUUGCUUGAAACAGAAACAGAAACGGCAACUGUUCAAGUUAAAAAACCGCAGGAAUCAAAAACAAAUGUUUUUGUCGAUGAAAUUUCUGUAGAAACAGCAGAAACUACAGAAAAUAAGUCACCUGAACAAUCUUUGGAAUCGGUCGCUGAUUUGGAACUGCAUAAAUCUUCUGUCAAAUUACCUGAAGGUUCACAAACAGUAACACAAAUUACUGAAGUUGCUGUUCAAAAAACAACAAAAGUUCAACAAAUUAAGCCUAGUGAAUCGGUCGAAGAGAGUGAAGUAUCUAUAGAAACUUCGGAAGCUACAGUAUUGCAUCCAAAAGAAGCUAACGUAAAAGUUCAAGAAUCUGUCAUUGCCACAGAUAUUACAGAAUUUGCCGAUGAAGUGAAUAAGUCUGAUUUAGCGAAACUGUCCGACAUUAAGUCAGAAACUUCGACUGUCGAUAUAUCCCAACCUAAAGAAACACAAGCUUCAGUUAUGAUAAAAGAAAUGACCACUGAAGUAACGAGUGAAACUGUGGAAGAAAAACAACCUGAAACUCAAACUGAAUCAAUUGUCAGCGUACAACUAGAAAAGUCUUCUAAAAAUCUCCCACAAGAAAGUCAGACUGCUGCUCUGGGUGCCGAAAUUACACUAGAAAGCUCAAAAGAACAAGCAGAGUUAACUGUUUUAGAAAAAGCGUCUGAAACUGUAAAUGUUACGGACAAUAAAUUAGCAGCUGUAACAAGUCAAACGGUUGAAAGUACUGCAGGUUUAUUAGUAGCUGACUUAUCCGUUGAAAAUACUGAUGCAACUAUGCAACUAAAACCAACAGAAGAGGCAAAAGAGAGCAAUGUCGAAAUGGCAACUGAGCAAGCCACUCUGGAAUUGAAAAAGGAAACUCAAGUUUCCACUCAAGAAACAAAUGUAACAGAAAAUGUAACCCUUACGAAGCCUGACGACAAAGAGAUUAAAACUUCAACGGAAUCAACAGUAAUUACUCAGUUAGAAGAAUCUAAAGUGGAGUUUCCCAAAGAAACUAAGGUUGAAGUUGGAGAGGCUAAACUAAAACUUGAAGAAAGCAAAAAAACAAAACAAAAACCGGCUGAAAAAGUUGAAGAAUCCUUUACUCAAGUCAAACUAAAGAAAGUUAAAAAAGAUGUGAAACCAGCAAUAACAAAAACACAAAAAAAAUCUACAACAAUUGAGGUAUCUGACGAAACAGAUGCGAUUAAAACUGAGGAAGCAACUUCUUCUCAAGUGGUUACAGAAACUAUGAUUGCUUCUAAAAAAGAGAAGCCUAAAACAAAAAAAGGGUCAGAGGUAUCAGAAGAAGUAGUUGUGUCAUUAAAAAGUGCAGCUCCUUCGGAAACAGGUAAGGUUUCCCCAACCGAGAGUGAAAAUACCCAAUUGCAUGGAUCUUUAAGUCCUCUUGAAACUGCUCCAGAACCCGAAGAAACUGUUGAUACUAUGUCAAUAAGUGAAUCGAAUGUAUCUUUAAAUAUUGAAGAACAAAAUUUAAAAACUGAGAAAGCCAAUAUUAAUAUUCCCCUGCACCUAACCACUGACACCCAAGACGUUUCCAAAGUGGUAUUUGAGGCAGAACAACCAAACGUGGAAAACUUGGUUGAAACUUCAAUUGAUGAACCUAAAGGUGUAAAAGAUUAUAGUAGCGAGGUUACUCUUCCAGAUAGUGUAGAAGAAACUAUUGAAUCAAAAUUGGAAGAUACAGAAACAAAACUUUCUAGACAUGAUACUAGUUCAACUGAAUAUGUCAAAGCUUCAACCAAGAAGCAAAAAGAGUCAAUAUCAGACGUUCAAGAAGCAGUCACAAUUUCCGAAUCUUCCAUCAUGGACGUAGAUUACGAAAAGCCUCUUGAGAGUGUAUCUGAAUCAAUUACAGUAUCUGAUCUAUUGAUUGCAGACAAGCCUGUUCAAGAACAGACUGUAACUUCAGAGACGACUAUAACGACAAAUGAACCUGUCGAAAAUAUAAACCAAAUCACAGAAGUUGGGUUAGAAAUAUCCAGUGAAAAGGUAGCCCUCACGUCUGAAAUUAAUAAGCCAGAACAGCAUUCCAGCGCAACUGCUGAAUCAUUUGAGGAAGGUCAAAGUGAGGAAAUUAGUGAAUACUCAUCGUUGACUAUACAGCCUAAAGAGGAUGUAAUAGAUAUAGAUAAAGAUAUAAAGAUUGAUAUUAUUCAGCAAGAAACGACCGUAGGAAAGGGAAAGUUAAUUGAAGAGAUAGUAGACAUCGAUAAAGACUCUAUAGUACCGAGUAAAGCUACAGAAGAGUUAGUUAAACCCUCAGAAACUGAAGAAAAAGUAAUAGAAAAAAUACCAGAGACUAUAGAGUCAGCUUUAAUAAGCGAGAAUUUAGAAUCAAACUUAGACAUAGUAGAAGAUGCUGAUAACGAAAAAGUCAAUGUUGUAAAAGAUUCCAGCCUACCAAUUAGCAAAAUUGAAACAGCAGAAGCUUCGUUAAGUAUCAAGCCAAAAACUCAAGAAAGUGAAACAACAAUUGAUAUUAAACCUGAAAAAGAAACAAUUGAGGAGAGUAGCACGGAAACGACUUUGAAAGCAUCAAAACGACAAGAUGAAGAUAGAGAAGAGAGUAAAAGCAUCUCUGUAACUGUUAGCAGUAUGCCAGAUGACUUCGAUAAUUCUCUUGACGAUAUUACGUCAGAGUUUUCUAUAGAGAAACCUGUUGACGAAGUUAAGAAAGACUGCACAACAAUUUACAUUUCUACUGCAAAUUUCAAACCUGAUAGUGAUGAAGUCAUGUCACUGCAUGAAGGAGAAAGGGUUGAAAUAAAAAAUAUUAACGAAAGUGAUAAACUAUGGCUUGUAAAGAAGUGGUUUAAUACUAACUCUGGUCUUGUACCGUCAAAAUAUCUUCAAAGAAGACAAGAUGUAGAGGAUGCUGUUGACAAACAAAUUCUAGCUUACGCAGAAAAGUUAGCAGUACCAGAAGAAACAGCUAAGCAUAAAGGCUAUCCUCAAGCAGCUCAAAUUGUUAGACCUUUAAGUUCAGAUAAGGUUAAAGACGGAGAUUCAGUUUACCUUGAAUGUUCUAUCGUAGCUAACCCUGAACCAAUUGUUGUUUGGUUUAAGGAAGGUGUUCUUUUGGAAGCCAGUCAUGAGUUUGAACAAGUCUUUGACGGUACACUUUGUAAAUUGAUGAUAAAAGAAGUUUACCCUGAAGAUACAGGAUUUUACGGAGUAUUAAUAAAAAAUCAAUACGGAUAUGACUUUAGUGCUGCUGAAAUAAUAGUUGUUGAACGUGGUGCAAGUACAGGAAAAGAACCAGUAGAAGAGAAAAUUAAACCAACUAUGAAAACUAAACCUAAGGCUCAAACUGCUGAUGAAAACGCAGAUGCAACAUUUACGUGCACCAUUCUAUCCAAACCUAAACCAGAGGCUACUUGGAUCUUCGAAGACAAAACUAUCACUUUAUCCGAUAAAUAUAAACCGGACAUAUCAGAAACAGCCGAAAAUACUUAUAAGGUGUGCUUGGCCAUUAAAAAGAUUCAACUAUCAGAUGCCGGAAGUUAUAAACUUUUUGUUAAAAAUACUGAAGGAGAAUUAAAGAGUAGCGUGACUUUAUUUGUGAACGAACGAAAAGACUCCAAAGACCUUCGUUCUCAACUAAAAAAGAAGACCGAAAAAAAAGAACCCAAGAAGAAGGAACCAGAGGUAAAGGGUGGUGAACAGCAUGAUUUUAGAAAUGUCUUGCAAAAAAAUAGUAGCGAGAAGGAGCCAAAGGUUGAAAUUUCAUUGAAAGAUAAAACCAUUAAGGAAGGUGAGGAAGUGACUUUUAUUUGUCAAUUGUCUGGAAACCCUUUACCUGAUGUUUCCUGGUAUCGUGAAGAUGAAUUAAUAUUUUCUAAUGAUGUUUAUAAUAUGUCCGAUAAUGGCCGAGGGUUGCAUGCUUUAAAAAUCGGACUUGCUUUGGCUGGAGAUGACGGCGUUUAUGAGAUACGUGGCAGAAAUAACCUCGGAACUGUUAAAAGUUCUGCUGUUUUACGUAUAAUAGACGAAGCGGCACUAGAAGAAAGUUCGGUAAGCUCUUCUGUCAGUUCUUAUGAUCCCAAUCGCAUUCAAACAGAAACAUCGCAUGACAUAUCCCGUAAUGACAAUUCUAAGCAUGAAGAUGACAAUAGUUUUACUAACGAACCUUUAGCUAUUCAUGACAAUGACAUUAUCCAGUCAAAUAUUGAAGAUUUAGUUCCCAUCGAUGUCACCGAUAACACACACACAGAAAAUGACUCAGUCAGUUCAUAUGAAAAGGAGUACGAAACUGAGUCGUUUGAGCCAGGAACAUUCACAAGAGAUGAUAUUGAAGAGUUGGAAGAAGACGAAGCUGAAGCAGCAGAUGAAGAACUCGUAAAAGAAACAAUAGAUGAUACCAAAAUAGAAACUGAAUCGUCCAGUGGUUCAAGCGCAAAAGAAUUAUAUGAGAAUUUUGAUGAGGGAUCAGAAGAAAAGCCACCGUUUGAUAUAUGUGAAUCAACAAGUGAAAGUGAACCAGCAAGUUCUUAUAUAAAAGAAUUACAUGCAGAAACUACAGGGGCACCAACUGAAUAUCAAUUAUCCCCAGUUGAACUAUCAAAAAAAGAGAAAAGUGGAAAGGAUAAAUCAGUCGAAAUUUCUGAUCUUCUUGAUUAUCCCACAUCAAUAAAUGUGGAGCUUUUAAUAGAAAGAACAUCUCAAACUUGCGCCUUUGAAAGAGAAACCAAUAUUGUUUUUAUAAAAGAUACUAAGAAACCAAAGGAGGAACCAAAAAGUAAAGAACCAUCAAAAGCUCCUGAACUAUUAGAGCCACUCGUAGAUAAAAAACUGCCAAAAACCGGUGAAGAAGUGAAAUUGACUUGUAAGAUAAGUGGAUAUCCUAAACCGGAAGUUAAUUGGUACUCGUCUGGAAUUCUUAUUUCGGAUACUAAAAAGUUUACUAGAACCGAAAAAGGGGAUACUUAUACACUUAUUAUUAAGGACGUUCAAGAAAGGGAUUGCGUGGAGUAUACAAUAAAUGCCAAAAAUGAGGCUGGGGAAGUUAAUUCCAGUUGCAUCAUAAUUUUGCCUCAAGGUUUGUUAAUGUGCCUGUAA
Messenger RNA from Dimorphilus gyrociliatus, 19548 nucleotides. The record is from the annotation of a GenBank genome assembly. Lineage: Eukaryota; Metazoa; Annelida; Polychaeta; Dinophilidae.